Molecule: messenger RNA, 3015 nt
Organism: Brassica napus (rape)
Lineage: Eukaryota; Viridiplantae; Streptophyta; Magnoliopsida; Brassicales; Brassicaceae
Exons: 1
Coding region: 699-1862 (387 amino acids)
Source: RefSeq, a predicted model, not a curated record
CGUUGGUGGUCAUGCGUUUCGUGCUUCCGAAGCGGAACCGGAAACGGAAUCGCUCGGAAUCGCUCGGAAUCGUCAUGGAAUCACGUUUCGGAUAGUGAGACGUUUGGAACCGUAAUGGAAGCACGCGAUUCCAGAUUGGAAGCGUCGAUGGAUAGUUGACGGAAGCGUCGAUGGAUAUAUGUUCAAAAAACUGAAAAUUAUUUUGGGCUUUUAAAUUUUGAUUUGUUUUGUGAAUAUGUGAUCCAAUUAGCCCAUUAUAAUAACAAAACCCUAGUUACCAAAUAAGCUAAAAAGAUUAAAACUCUUGAAAUUCAGUUACCGUACGAAGCAGUUCUGAUAUUUCUUCAAGUUCAACAUUUUAUCCGGAUUCUGAGAGAAGAGAAGCAAAGGUACAUAACUCAUAUAUAUAUAAAUACUCAGUUAUUGUGCUUUGUUUGAUGUGUUGUCACUUGUUUGUCUUUUAUGCAUGUGGUUUGCAUAUUCUAUUGUUUGAUCGUGAGUGUAUUAAAGUCAUGGCUGCACUUUUCUGGUUUUCAAUUUCAGAUAUUUUAAAUAUAGUAUUAUUAUAAGUUGCUUUGUGUACGUAGCUUUGUGUGAUAUUGUUGUAGUCUUUUGCAAUUUUAUGUUUCAUAUUUGUAUUAUGUUUGGUAAAUUAAGAUAUUAUAUAUUAGUAUUCAUAUAACUUUUUCACAGGACUAAUGUCUCAAGAUCCUCUAAACAUUGAUGAGUCCUCGAACGUGGAUGACAAGGCACCUUUGUGGAUCUAUGUGAACAAAAUUGAGAAGUUAGCUGGAGGAGGAUCAUGGAGGUUUGAAUGCAAGUUCUGCAGUAAUUCAUAUGUUGGAUCUCAUAGUAGAGUUAUGACUCAUCUGCUGCAAGAGGGAAAAGGAAUUAAAGGAUGCUUGAAAGUCACUCCUCAACAAAGAGUUAACCUUAAAAAGCUAGUUGAUAAUUGCAAAGAGAGGUUAAAGCGUGCAACUUCCAAAGCAGUUCCACUUCCUUCGUCAUCAAGGAACAUGUCUAGUUCUUCUCUUGAUUAUGAUAUGAGCUACAAAGUUCCAAAUGCAACUGAGUCUGAUCCAAAGAAGAGAAAGGGUCCUUUGGAAAAAGCAUUUCAGAAUGAAGCUAGGGAGCAAUGUGAUGGGGAGGUAUCUAGGAUGUUCUACACAGGUGGUCUGUCUUUUAACCUUGCAAGAAAUCCUCACUACCGCAAUUCAUAUGUGCGUGCUUCCCAAAUUCCAGGAUAUGUUCCACCCGGAUAUAAUGCAUUGAGAACUACACUUCUUCAAAAGGAAAGAAAGAACAUUGAGAUGCAUUUGCAACCUUUGAAGAACACAUGGAAACAAAAAGGAGUGAGUAUAUGUAGUGAUGGUUGGUCAGAUCCACAACGAAGACCAAUAUUUAACUUGAUUGCUGCAAAUGAGAGUGGUCCAAUGAUGUUAAGGGCGAUCAAAACUCAUGGUGAGACAAAAACCGGUGAGAUGAUUGCAGAGCUGAUCAUAGAAGGCAUAAAGGAGGCUGGGCAUGAAAAUGUGGUUCAGGUUGUCACUGACAAUGCUUCAAACUGUGUAAAAGCUGGUGCGCUUAUUUCAGCCAAGUUUCCUACUAUUUUCUGGACACCAUGUGUGGUUCAUACCUUGAACCUUGCUCUGAAGAAUAUAUGUUCACCAUUACUGAGCACAAGAAAUAAUGAAGCGGUGUAUGAUGCUUGUUACUGGAUAAAGUCUAUCAGUGAAGAUGUGAAUUGGAUCAAGAAUUAUAUUAUGAAUCACGGGAUGAGGCUUGUAAUGUUCACUGAGCAUUGUGAUCUUAAGCUCCUCACAAUUGCUUCUACAAGGUUAGUUUUCUAUAUUUUUAAUUGAGAGCUUACUUAUAUUCUUAAUCUUUAAGUUAAUAAUCAUUAGUUUUAUUUUUACAGGUUUGCUUCCACGGUUGUAAGAUUCAAAAAAAUAAAGACCGGGUUACAACAAAUGGUGAUCAGUCCUAAAUGGGAUGACUAUAAAGAAGACGGUGUAGAGAGAGCAUCUGCAGUGAAGAAAAAGAUAUUAGAUGAGUUGUUUUGGGAGGAGCUUGAAUAUGCUUUAUCUUUCACUUUGCCCAUCUAUAGCGUGAUUAGAGCUGCUGAUACUGAUAAACCUUCUCUUCAUCUGGUUUAUAAAUGGUGGGAAAGUAUGAUUCAGAAUGUCAAGAGAGCAAUCUUCAAAAAAGAAAGGAAACAACUUAAUGAAGAUUCCGUCUUUUGGACUGCGGUGCACUCGAUUUUGACUUCUCGUUGGAGUAAGAGUAAUACUCCUCUUCAUUGUAUGGCACAUUCUCUAAACCCCAAGUAAGUUUAUAAAUCUGUUUUUAUUCUGUUUUUCUUAUCAACUUAUAAAAUGGUAAAAUUGGUUUUUGAUCAGUAAGAUUUUAAUUGUUAUAUAUAUUUGUUGGAUGCAGGUACUAUAGUUCAGAGUGGCUUGCAGAAGAAGACAGUAGAAAAGCUCCACAUCAAGAUUUGGAGGUUACUAGAGAAAGAAAAAAUUGCAUCUUAAAGUAUUUUCCAAAUCAAGAUGAAAGGAGAGAGGUUAACGUUGAAUAUUCUAACUUCUCUUUAUGCAUGGAGGACUUUGGUAGUGUUGAUGUGAUUCAUGAUAGGUUUAUCUUAGAACCUUUGAGAUGGUGGGCAGUUCAUGGAUCUCCGGCACCAAAACUUCAAAUCUUAGCAUUCAAGUUACUUGGACAACCAUCUUCAUCCUCAUGUUGCGAAAGGAAUUGGAGUACAUACAAGUUCAUUCAUUCUGCUAUAAGAAACAAGAUUGUUCCCCAAAGAGCUGAAGAUUUAGUAUUUGUGCAUACUAACCUCCGUCUUCUAUCAAGAAGGAGCUCUUCUUAUAAAGAAGGCCCUAGCUGUAUGUGGGAUGUAGGAGGUGAUCAAUUUGAUUCGCUGGAUGAGAUUAAUUUGGGAAGACUUGAGUUUGAAGAUCUUUCUCUUGAUGAACCAGAAUUGGAAGCUGUUUUGUUUGGUGGAGAUGGGAA